GGAAAUUAAUCAGUGCUUCAUCUUCUCAGAAUUCUUGAGAGAGAAGCUAGAGAGAAGUUUGGAUGAACAGUGGAGCACCAAAUUGCUAAACUGAAAAUUAGAAGUGCCACCCGAUCACCAAUUUCAGGCCUUAUUGAAAAUGCAGUUGUGGAGAAAUAUGAAAAGACACCCUGCAUGCAUUUUUUUGCCACAAAUGAACAAAUGAUUUCAGAGACCAGCAAAACCCUAAAUGUCCUCUAUGUUUUCAAUGGCACAUAUGAACCCUACUUAAUCUAUUGGCUUUUUCCUUUGCAAAUGGCAUUUUAAGCAAAUAAUGCCUACAGCUGAACAUCCCUAUGAAUUGGCUAUGUACCUACAUUUCCUACAUCAAAACUUAUUCCCAUCAUGGACAGAGAUCUUUGCAAUGGCUGAGUGGAUGAUGAGCCUUCUGGAGAGAGAGGAUACUGAAUUCUUCACUCAUCUUCAGCAGUGUUUCAGAAAGAAUUGUGCAGUUGACCUAAAAGAUUUCCUGGUGGAGUUGAUAGUUCGAGAAAGAGAGAAAGCUCAAGAACUCUACUCCGCCACAGACAGAUCUGAGCAAAACAAACAUCUAACCAAGGAAUUACUGGCAAGCCCAGUAUUUUCCUCAGAAAGUGGAUGGGUGAAGCCGCUUGCUGAUCUGUCUCCAAGGCUCAGUUCAAUGGAAGCUGGAAAGGUUUCGCUUGGCUUCCAGGACCUCUUGCAAGUUGAAGUGAAGGAUGUUUUACUGAAGCUAGUUUUACCAGUACCACAGGUUGAGAUAUCACACAUUGAAACUUGGUUGAAAGAAUUUGACCCUCUUGCUGUGGAGUUAACAGUUUCAGUAUUUUAUGGCCUUGAAAAACUGUGUUCCAAGACUAGCUCUUUUAAACUCUCUCUUCUACAGAAAACCAAAGGAAAAACAGCAAAAAAAAAGUGAAACCACUGAAUUUAUUGUUCGGUUCAAUGAAACAUUUGCCUUUGAUUGUCUGGAUCCAUCUGAGUUUAUAAAUAUGGCAGAAGCUAAACCCUAUAUUGUAUUAAAAGUAGUUUACAAGUCUAAAGGCAAAGACUCACUGACUCUCGGAUGGCAAAUGGUGGAUAUAUUUCAGCAAGAAACUACAAAUAUUAGAGCUAUCUGGACACCUAAAAAGUUUUCUAUAGUUGUUCCACUGCAUCCUGGGAAACUUCCUUAUAAUAUUAUGGAUUAUACUUUGAAGCAUGUCUCAAAAGACUUGGCCCAGGGUCAUUCAAAUAUCCAGUUAAUUGUUUGUGAUACAUCCAAGGAAAGAAAUAGACAGAGAAACAACCAAAUGAGAAGAAUAAGCCUUCAAGAGUCUGACUUUCUGUAUGUACCUUGGAUUCCAUAUAAUUCCGCUCCCAUAUUACCAAGUCCUACAUCAUUAAACUGUCCAUUUGAUCUAUAUAUAGAUGCACUCCAUUAUAUUCCUGAUAAUGCAACAAUAACAAAGUAGGAAACUCUGUGAUUCGUGUGUUUAAUGAUGAUGGGAAGCUAAAUGUAGGAGGAUUUCAAUUAAGACUUAGAGGAGGGAUGCCAAUGAAGGAACCAGCAGCUUUUACACCAUCUGCAUUAAAUCAGUAUCCAGUCAUUCCCUGCUGCACUAUACUACUUCGAUUGUUACCACAC
Messenger RNA from Gopherus evgoodei (Goodes thornscrub tortoise), 1645 nucleotides. RefSeq lists its product as uncharacterized. The transcript has 12 exons. The coding region runs from base 314 to 937 and encodes 207 amino acids. Lineage: Eukaryota; Metazoa; Chordata; Testudines; Testudinidae. The record is from RefSeq and is a predicted model, not a curated record.